AUGGGGCCUGAGGGAGCCAUCGUUUCGCAGCUGGCUGGCUCCCUUCUGCUGCUCGGCCUGGGCACGCUCCUGCUGGGCCCAGGCUGCCUGGCGCUGGCCUUCGGGUACCGCCCAGGGAGGGGCUUCUCCUCCUACGAAGUGAUCAUCCCCAGGCAGCUGGGUCCCCAUAGGGGACAUCCUGAGGUGUCGGGCCGGAUAUCUUACGUUCUUCAGGUGGAGGGCAGGAAGCAGGUUGUCCACCUUCUCCCUAAGAAGUUCCUGUUGUCCAGACACCUGCGCAUUUUCUCCUUUACUGGGCAGGGAGCCGUCCUGGAGGACCAGCCUUCCAUCCCUGAUGACUGCAGCUACGGAGGUUACGUGGAGGGCUCCCCCGACUCCCUGGCUACGUUAAACACCUGCUUUGGGGGGCUCCGAGGGAUACUGAACAUGAAUGGAAGCCUUUACCAAAUGGAACCCUUGAAAGACUCUACAAAAUUUGAGCACAUAUUAUAUCGCCUGAAGAAGGAGGCUCGAGCUGAUCGCACCUGCCAGGCAAUUGAUGAAGAAACGGCUCCUCGUUUGGCCAAGCACCAGAACCUAGAGAUUUCUGCCAAGUUUUCGUGGACGACCUAUCUACACCUUAAGUAUGUAGAGGCCUUUCUUGUGAUAUCUCAUGGGAGGUAUCAACUUUUGGGAUCCAAUAUGACUGCUUGCAUUAAUGAGGGCUUUACUUUGAUCGCUUUGGCAGACAUGGUUUUUCAGGGACUCAAUUGUCGAAUUUAUCUGGAGGGAAUUGAGGUGUGGUCCGACCAGGACAAGAUAAAUAUUAAGGACUCAGAAGAAGAUAAAAUUUAUGAAGACUUUAUGAGAUAUAAAGAGAAGCAACUAGACCAUCGUGAAGAGUCAGAUUGGGCACAUUUAAUUGUAAGUAAAGAGAUCGCCACAAAAGCCAAGGUAGGAGGUAUCUGUGAUAAAGGAAAUAGCGCAUCUGUGAGCAGCCUGUCUCAAGAGAACCUGAGUGGCUCUAACGAGUUUCUUCAUGCAUUGGGCCAUAUUGUGGGCAUGAAAGACGAUGAGGAUGGAUGUGAAUGUCAGGGUCCCGAUAGAUGCUUAAUGGACAAAAACCCUGGCGACGGAGGUUUCAGUAAUUGCAGUUACACAGAGUAUUUUGAAAAGAUAGCCACCUAUGGAAGCUGUAUGUCUAAUGUACCCACACUAGGGAAAAGAAAAAUUUCUGUAUGUGGUGACAAAGUGGUGGAAGGAGACGAACAGUGUGAUUGUGGCACACCAAAGGACUGUGAGCAAGAUAAGUGUUGCGAGCCAACGUGUAAAUUAAAAGCCAGAGCAACGUGUGGUUCUGGUCUUUGCUGCUAUAACUGUAGAUUUCGACUAGCAGGGAAACUGUGUAGGGCCAAAAAUAGUGAAUGUGACCUUGAGGAGUAUUGCAAUGGCACCUCUGAACACUGCCCUGAGGACACGUACAUUCAGGAUGGGACCCUAUGCUCUCACCAUGGCUAUUGUUUCAAUGGGUUUUGCAGUUCUCGGAAUCAGCAGUGCAAGAAUCUUUUUGGACGCAGUUCGACAUCGGGACCUCUUGCCUGCUACCAAGAAGCCAAUCGAGGGGACCGCUUUGGCAACUGUGGAAUUAUAGCCGGUGUUUAUUCCAAGUGUGAACCUGAUAAUGUGUUAUGUGGAAGACUGCAGUGUAUCAACAUCAAGAUUGUUCCUGUCAUGGCUGAACACUAUACAGUAGUUAUGAAUUUUGUCAGCCAGGGCAAUCUUACUUGCUGGGGGACAGACUUUCACGCUCCAAUGAGUACAAUGAAACUGUCAGAUAUUGGAGAAGUAAAAGAAGGCACUGCCUGUGGUGAGGGAUUUGUAUGUAUUAACAAGACUUGUACAAACAUGAAUGUCCUUAAUUUUGAUUGUACAGUGGACAAGUGUACCAAGAGAGGAAUCUGCAACAAUAAUAGAAAUUGCCACUGUAACUAUGGAUGGGCCCCUCCAUUCUGUAAGAAGUAUGGAUAUGGAGGAAGUAUUGACAGUGGUCCUCCCCCUAAAUGGGAAAGGACUCCCUGGAAAAAUGCCAUACCCCUGGCCCUUUUUCUCAUAAGGUGUUUUGCUUUAGCUGGAGCAGGGUUUCUGUCUGCCUUAGGUAAAGCAGCAGCUGCCCUUCAACGUUCAUUUCGUUCCAAAAAUGAAGCAGUCCAGUCAAGGGGAAAAAAAAAAAAGGAAACCAUUAUUGCUGAAUAA
Molecule: messenger RNA, 2232 nt
Organism: Vombatus ursinus (common wombat)
Lineage: Eukaryota; Metazoa; Chordata; Mammalia; Diprotodontia; Vombatidae
Product: disintegrin and metalloproteinase domain-containing protein 30-like
Exons: 1
Coding region: 1-2232 (743 amino acids)
Biological process (GO): proteolysis; male gonad development
Cellular component (GO): external side of plasma membrane; sperm head plasma membrane; plasma membrane
Molecular function (GO): metalloendopeptidase activity
Source: RefSeq, a predicted model, not a curated record